Cucurbitaria berberidis CBS 394.84 is the source of this 664-nucleotide messenger RNA. Its product is annotated as 60S ribosomal protein L37. Lineage: Eukaryota; Fungi; Ascomycota; Dothideomycetes; Pleosporales; Cucurbitariaceae. Gene Ontology annotation, molecular function: structural constituent of ribosome; RNA binding. Bases 38 to 322 code for a protein of 94 amino acids. Gene Ontology annotation, biological process: translation. The transcript has 5 exons. Gene Ontology annotation, cellular component: cytosolic large ribosomal subunit; ribosome. The record is from RefSeq and is a predicted model, not a curated record.
GAUACUAACCACCAGCGUCACGAGUGCCUAAUUCACAAUGACGAAGGGUACCUCCAGUUUCGGAAAGCGCCAUAACAAGACGCACACGCUUUGCAGGCGUUGCGGUCGUCGCUCCCUCCACAUCCAGAAGCACACCUGCUCCUCGUGCGGCUACCCUGCUGCUAAGACCCGCAAGUUCAACUGGGGCGAGAAGGCCAAGAGAAGGAAGACCACUGGUACCGGCCGCAUGCGAUACCUCAAGACCGUCAACCGCAAGUUCAGCAACGGAUUCCGAACCGGCGCGCCCGCUGGUGCCAAGGGCCCCACCGUCAAGGCCUCGUAAACAUCGAGAAUAAAGGCAUGGAAUGAGGCUGCGGCGCGAUGAGGCCAGUCGGACAGGUGCAUGAUCGGAAAGCGGGGUUUUUACAGGCAAAUGGUAUUGCUCGGCAUGGGGCGUUCUGUCAUCCCUCUCCCGGUUGCGUUCCAUCCUACAUGAUGAAUGAGGGUGGCUUCACCGUUGAGCAUAUAGCUCUGGAGGCAUGAAUAAAGGAAAAUUUUCAUCAUGUUCUGUCACGAAUGAAAGCAUCAAGCAAGCCAGAAGUGUGCAAUUGAGUGCGUUCGGACUGCAUGCUCACACUACAGAUACGCCGAAAAGGCCGGUUCCAAGUGGGCAAAAUGAUCGACC